Messenger RNA from Zerene cesonia (dogface butterfly), 5789 nucleotides. RefSeq names its product tyrosine-protein phosphatase 10D (gene Ptp10D). The transcript has 21 exons. NCBI's taxonomy places the organism in Eukaryota, Metazoa, Arthropoda, Insecta, Lepidoptera, Pieridae. Gene Ontology annotation, biological process: protein dephosphorylation. Gene Ontology annotation, molecular function: protein tyrosine phosphatase activity; protein binding. Bases 151 to 4569 code for a protein of 1472 amino acids. The record is from RefSeq and is a predicted model, not a curated record.
UUAAAAUAAAUAAUGGAAAACGUCAGUGUAGUUUUUACAUGACAACAGAUGUGUUUUUUAAUUGUUCCUUAUGUUUUUCUCGAAUAUAUUUAAUGGAACAAAGGUGUAAAGCGAUAAUGUGACAAUUUAACAAAGAUUUUAUUCACAAUAAUGAUUCCAUCUUCUAAGAGAGGUGUUUGUUUGAAAGAGAAAGUGUCAUGUGAAAUCGGAGAGUCGCCUUCAAUGAUGUGGAAGAGGUCGAUUGUGCAAGCUAAGGCUGGCUGCGUACGCGCCGCUGCGGCCCUAGCGCUACUGCUUGCUGUUUUAGCUGGUACUCUAAGAUGCAGUUCAGCAGCAGAUCUGGUCAUAGAGAUACCAGGAUGGGGAGGGCCAGACGGCGAAGAGGCGCAUUACCGGCUGGACUACCGGCCGCCGCACGGAUCACCCGCGCCGAACUUCACCGUCCCUGCCAGAGCCUCCACCAUCAACUUCCAGGGCCUACCGGGCACCAAGUACCACUUUAUGCUAUACUACUCCAAUGCUACUUUUGCUGACCUGUUGACGUGGAAUCAAACUAUCAUUACUGCGCCGGAGCCGCCCACGAACUUGACCGUGACUCUGGGCCGCAACAAGCAGGCCGCCAUCGCGUGGUCGCCGCCCGCUCACGGGGACUACACCGGCUUCCGCUUCAAGGUGAUCCCGCUGACGGGGCGCGCGGAGGGCGCGGAGGGGACGGAGGCUGCGGAGGGCGCGCACAACAUCUCGGUGGAGGGCGGCGGCAACUGGACGCACGUGUUGCGCGACCUGUCGCCCGGCGCCACCUACCAGCUGCACGCCUUCACGCUGCUGCACGACAAGGAGAGCGCCGCCUACGCCUCCUUCAACUUCACCACCAAACCCAACACGCCGGGCAAGUUCAUAGUAUGGUUCCGCAACGAGACCACGCUGCUGGUGCUGUGGCAGCCGCCCUACCCGCCCGGCGCCUACACGCACUAUAAGGUGUCCAUCGAGCCGCGGGACGCGCGCGACUCGGAGCUGUACGUGGAGAAGGAGGGCGAGCCGCCGGGCCCGGCGCAGGCCGCCUUCAAGGGGCUGGUGCCGGGCCGCGCCUACAACAUCUCCGUGCAGACCGUGUCGGACGCGCAGCUGUCGCUGCCCACCACCGCGCAGUACCGCACCGUGCCGCUGCGCCCGCGCAACGUCACCGCCGACCCGCGCCUGCGCACCGAGACCGCCUUCACCGUCUCCUGGCUGCCGCCCGCCGAGCGCAGCGAGUUCCAGAAGUACCAGAUCUCGGUGUCGGCGGCGGGCGGCGCGGGCGCGGGCGGGGGCGCCGGCGGGGGCGGCGGGGGCGCGGGGGCGCGGCGCCUGCCGCCCGCCGUGCGCGCGCGCGACGAGGCGCCGCUUUUAUACAGUUUCUUGUCCAAAUAUAUUUUUUGCAAAUAUGUUAACGGUCGUGUGCUUCUGCCACGGAUGCACAGUGUGCCGCAGAGAGUGAUGCAAUGUGUGUGUGUGUGCGCAGAGCCGCUGCCGGUGGUGGGGCUGGGCUGGCGGCACGCGGCCGGCGACAGCGCCGUGCUGCUGUGGUGGGCGCCCGCCGACGGCAGCGUGCAGGACGAGUACAAGGUGUCGUACCACGAGGCGGGCCCGGCGCGCGAGGACAGCAACACGCUGAGCACGGCCGCCACCAACGUCACGCUGGAGGCGCUGCUGCCCGGCCGCAACUACACCAUCUCGGUGCGCGCGGUGUCGAAGGGCGUGGAGUCGAACGAGAGCGCGGUGAGCGCGGCGACGCGGCCGCUGGCGCCCGCGCUGCGGGGCGCCGCGCCCGCGCCCGCGCCGCCCGCGCGCCCCGCGCUGCGCCUCGACUGGAGCUCCGACGUCAACUCGCGCCAGGAGCGCUACGAGCUGCGCUACCGCCGCGCGCCCGCGCCGCGCGACGCGCCCGCCGACCUCGCGCCCUACACCACGUUAGAAACGACGGAGACGACUGCGACUUUGGAGGAUUUGUACCCGGGCGCGCUGUACGAGAUUCAGUUGGCCGCCAUCAGCCACGGGCUGCGCAGUGAGCGCCACACGGUCUACAAGCCUGUCCGGCCGCUGCCGCCGACGGCGCUGCGCGUGGAGCGGCUGACGUCGAACGCGGUGGAGGUGCGCUGGGAGGCGGCGGGCGGCGGCGCCCUGGGCGGGUUCGCGCUGCGCUACCGCGCGGGCGCCGCGCCCUGGCGCCGCGACGCGCUGCCGGCCGCCGCGCGGCGCGCCGAGCUCGCCAACAUGACGCACGGCGAGCGCUACGCCAUCGCGCUGGACGCGCUCAGCGAGCCGCCCGACGCGCCCGACGCGCUCGACAGCGGCCGCCCGCUCACCGCCGAGCACACCGUGCGACCGAACCCCGUCUCGAACGUGCUGCAGCUGGCCGACACGCGCAACAUGACGCUCGAGUGGCCCCGGCCCGAGGGCCGCGUGGACUGGUACGAGGUGACGUGGUGGCCGCGCGAGGAGGAGGGCGAGGCGGGGGGCGCGGUCCCGCGGGCGAUCUCGCAGCUGAACGCGACGCAGGUGGGCGCGCGCGAGAUCACGCUGGCGUGGGACCGGCCCGGCGGCGACUUCACCGACUUCGAGGUGCAGUACCUGGCCGCCGCCGACCAGCUCGAGAGCCUCGCCACGCCCGACACCAGCCUCACCGUGGCCGGCCUGCGCCCCUACACGCUCUACACCUUCACCGUCGAGGUGCGGGCGGGCACGCCGGCCACGAUCCUGACGCGGUCGCGCGCGCGCUCGGGCUCGUUCCGCACGCGCGCCGCGCCGCCCGCCGCGCCGCGCCGCUUCGAGCCGCGCGACGCCAAGCCCACCGAGCUGGCCUUCGAGUGGCAGCUGCCCGAGCCCGACCGCCACGGCGAGCUGCUGCGCUUCCUGCUCGACUACUGGCCCGCCGGCGAGCCCGACCUGCGCACCACCGUGCACUUCCCACCCGACGCGACGGGCGGCGCCGUGCGCGGGCUGCGCGCGGGCGGCACGUACGAGUUCGCGCUGGCGGGCGAGACGAGCGCGGGGCGCGGCGCGAGCGCGCGCUGGCGCCAGCACAUGGCCAUCGCCGCGCCGCCGCGGCCGCGCGCGCACGCGCUGCCCGUGCCCGUGCGCCGCACCUCCUCCACCGUGGCCGUGCGCUUCCGCGCCGACUACUUCUCGCCCGCCAACGGCAACGUCACCGCCUACACGCUCGUGCUGGCCGAGGAGCCGCACAACGACACGCCCGCCGGCCUGCCCUCCUGGCGCGACGUGCACAACCAGCCCGUCUGGCCGCCCUACCAGGUGACGGAGCCGUACUACCCGUUCCACUCGUCGGCCGUGGAGGAGUUCACCAUCGGCUCGGAGCGCUGCGAGGUGGGCGGGCGCGCCUACUGCAACGGCCCGCUCAAGCCCAACACCAAGUACUACGUCAAGCUGCGCGCCUUCACCGCGCGCGACAAGUUCACCGACACCGCCUACACCGCCGUCUACACCGAGGCGGACAACACGGCGUGGAUCGCGGGCGGCGCGGUGGCGGGCGCGCUGGCGGCGGGCGGCGCGGCGGCGCUGCUGGCGCUGCGGCGGCGCCGGGCGCAGCGCCGCGCCCCCGCGCCCCCGCGCGCCCUGCAGCCCGCCUCGCGCCCCGUGCGCGUCGCUGACUUCCUCGACCACUACCGCCUCAUGUCCGCCGACUCUGACUUCCGAUUUAGCGAAGAGUUCGAGGAGCUGAAGCACGUGGGGCGCGAGCAGCCGUGCACGGCGGCCGACCUGCCGUGCAACCGGCCCAAGAACCGCUUCACCAACAUCCUGCCCUACGACCACUCGCGCUACAAGCUGCAGCCCGUGGACGACGAGGAGGGCUCGGACUACAUCAACGCCAACUACGUGCCGGGCCACAACUCGCCGCGCGAGUUCAUCGUCACGCAGGGCCCGCUGCACUGCACGCGGGACGACUUCUGGCGCAUGUGCUGGGAGUCGGGCUCGCGCGCCAUCGUCAUGCUCACGCGCUGCGUGGAGAAGGGCCGCGAGAAGUGCGACCGCUACUGGCCCUACGACACGCGGCCCGUGUACUACGGCGACAUCGCCGUCACCACGCUCAACGAGUCGCGCUUCCCCGACUGGACCGUGUCCGAGCUGGCCGUGUGCCGCGGCGCCGAGCAGCGCGUGCUGGCGCACUUCCACUUCACCACGUGGCCCGACUUCGGCGUGCCCGAGCCCGCCACCACGCUGGCCCGCUUCGUGCGCGCCUUCCGCGAGCGCUGCCCGCCCGCGCCCGACUCGCGCCCCGUCGUCGUGCACUGCAGCGCCGGCGUGGGCCGCUCCGGCACCUUCAUCACGCUGGACCGCGCGCUGCAGCAGCUGGCGAACCAUGCGGAGUACCUGGACAUCUUCGGCAUGGUGCACAGCAUGCGGCGCGAGCGCGUGUGGAUGGUGCAGACGGAGCAGCAGUACAUCUGCAUCCACCAGUGCGUGGUGGCCGCGCUGGAGGGCGCCGACCUGGCGCCGCCGCCGCCCAACAACCACCACCACCACAACGCCGCCUUCGAAGACGACGAGGGCAUCGCGGAGUCGGGCAUGUGACCGCCGACCGCCGACCGCUUAUUUGCGUAACGCAUUUAAUGUUCGCGAGGGCCUGUCCAAACUGCGCGAUUUUUUAUUCUAAAUAUCAAAUAUCAGGCGAAGUUAUUCCACUGUCACGUGUCAAUAUUGCAGUCAUGUUUCCUCUCUCGUCUCGUAAACCUGGCGGCGUCGAGUCAAACGUACUUAAUAGUAAUUGUAAUCGCACACUAGUUUUAAUUUUAUUAUAUUUUUGUAAAAAUGUACAUUGUAUGUGGACCAAGUAUCUGUAUAUAGAGCUGACGGCGACGGACGACGUUCGUUGCAAAAAUUCGUGCGUGACGGCGCCUCUUCGGCCGCUGUGACGGGGCCCGGCCAUGGCAGAGCGCACUGUGCAGUGUGCACUGCUGUGUCCCACGCGCUCUGACGCCGCGUGACAUGCUUCAUUACUACUUAAUUACUUAUACUGCGCUCACUGACGCUUGAAUCUCAAAAUUGUACUUAAUUAUUUUUGUAAAAAUUUUUAUAUUUUAUUGAUUUAUUUAUAACAUCACUAUGUAGGAGAUAUACAUUUGUUACUGUACAUUGUUGGCUUUUUAUAUUUUACAUAUGAAUAAUAAAAAUAUAAAAAUAAGACGGAAAUGCAUCAUAGUAUGAAAUUAAAUUCGACCGACAGAACUCAACGUGAGGUAACUUUGUGAUGCGAGAUUUACUUGCAUCAUGAAAAAAAAAAAUUGAUACGGCAUUUCAGGAAAGUCAUGGUUAACGCUUCUUUGAGACACCGGUUGGUAUAAGGCAUUCCUAGUAUUAUAUGAAAUUUAUGUACAUAUAUCUUAAAUUGUAAACAAAAGACACGUGUGUUUGUAUUUAUUUCAAUACAAAAAAAUAUGUUGGUUGAGAGUAUAACGCUGAUAUGUGCCUUACAGUGUAGACCUAAGUGGCAUUCUGGACUCAUUAGAAUGAGCGGUUGUCGCUUCAUCAACACUUAAGAUAUUAAUUGUACAGUUUUAUUUUCUUAAGUUAAAUGUGUUGUGAUUAUUAUGAAAGUUUGGAAUUUUAUGCAAAAAGUAAGUGUCUUUGUUUACAGUUCGCCAUUUAUUUUGAUAAACAUAUCUUUAUAUAUUACGACAACUAAUUCUAACUGUGACUUAAUAUGUAUAAAUGUAAGUUUAUAUCCAUGGUCUCGCUGAGAGCCCCUUUUACAUUGUAGCCUACAGGUAUUAAUAAAAACGUAUUUUAUAGAC